AGGGACGAGGCGAUGAGAAAAGUUCAAAGGAAAUUACGACUUGGAGAGUUUGAGAGCGCAAUAGCACUGUUGCGUGCCGCUAGGGAGGUGUGGCCUGAAAACGACUGUUUUGGAAGUAGCAACAUGGCUCCAGAGGAGGAGUUCUUGGCACUCAGAGAAAUUUUCUUUGCUGAAUUGGGAGGCGAUUCUUGAUUGACUCAUAUACGCCCAAUCCAUAUGUAUUUAAGCCCUUGUAUUAUAUUUUAUUACUGAGAAAAAUGUUUAAAUAAGAUAAUAAAUAAUUUUCAUCCCUCUUAAAAA
Messenger RNA from Acanthoscelides obtectus, 300 nucleotides. The record is from the annotation of a GenBank genome assembly. Lineage: Eukaryota; Metazoa; Arthropoda; Insecta; Coleoptera; Chrysomelidae.